AACCUCCGCACCUCAAUCGAGGACGCAGAUGAAUGGCUGCCAAGGGCGGGCUUCGUCCCGACUAAACUCGCCUCGUGAUCCUCGGAGCCAACUCUAUAUGUGCAAGACCCGAAAGGACGUUGACGCCGCCAGUCCCCGACCCAAGCCCACAUCCUCGCCCUCGGCUUCCGCCGCCUCCGACGCAGUCCGCCCCUCCUACUACUUCGCCCCCGUUGCCAGCUCCGCCAGUACAGGCGGCGACCGCCACGCCCGCCGCCUCCUCUAUGACUCCGACUUCGACUCCUCCGCCGCCUCCGUCGCUGCCAACCUCCGGCUCUCCCUCUCCCAGGAAAGCCACCCCUUCCACUACUCCUUCAUCGAGAUCCUCUCCGCCACCGAUCGCUUCCUCUCGCCGCCGCUGUCCCCCUCUGCCGAUUCAUGGCGCUGCCGCCUACGCGGCGGCGAUGCCGUUGUGUUCCGCCGCCCCUUCCUCGGCAACACCGCCGUGUUGCCCUCCCGCAUCGCCGCCCUUUGCCGGAGCCAUCAUGGCAGCGUCGUGGAGCUCCUCGGCGCCUCCCUCGCAGAUGACUAUAUCUACAUCGUCUAUAGCUACGUCGCCGGCGCCAGCCUCUUCCGGUGCCUCAGGAACCCCCAAAACCCCAGCUUCACCCCGCUCGCUUCCUGGUUCUCCCGCGUUCAGGUCGCCGCCGACGUCGCUCAGGGCCUCGAGUACAUCCACCACCACUCCGAGACGGUCCACAACUGGGUGAAGAGCUCCGGCAUCAUCAUCACUGAGCCUGGCCUGCGCGCCAAGAUUUGCCACUUCGGCGCCGCAGAGCUGGCCGGCGAGGUUCCUGCCAACGAUGACGACAUUGAUGGGAAGGUAUUGGACGACUCGGCCGCGGCGGCGGCGGAGCUGGCGAGGUCGAGGAGCCGAGGGAAGAAGAUCGAAUGGACGAGGGGAUACAUGGCGCCGGAAGUGCUCGCCGGCGGUGUGGUGUCGCGUCGGUCCGACGUGUUCGCGUUUGGGGUGGUGCUCCUGGAGCUUCUCUCAGGGGAGGAGCCGGUGAGGUACCGGUUCUGCCAAGAGAAAGACGCCAUCGAGAAGGUGUCGGUGAUCGAGACGGCGAGGGCGGCGAUGGGGCCGGAAGGAGAGGACGAGGCGGAGGAGGAGGAGGAGGAGGGGAGGAGGGGAAGGAUAAGGAGGUGGGUGGACAGGAGGUUGGGCGACUCGUUUCCGGUGGAUGGUGCGGAGGAGGGGAUGCGGGUGGCGCUGAGGUGCGUGGCGGAGGAGGCGGCGGAGAGGCCGCAGAUGGUGUGGGUGGCGGGGAAGCUGUCGAAGCUGCUAAUCCGGGCCAAGGCGUGGGACGACCGGCUGAAGACAACUCCCACCCGCUACCUGACAUCCGUUGGCCCCAGAUGAACGAGUGGGCGAGUCAACUCGGCCGGUUCGCUGGUCUUUAACUGGCUGACUCGCUGUGACUCGCUGGGUUAUGCUUCGUGAUAGAAGAUAAGAUUUUCACUAUAUGAGGAAAUUUCUACAAUAAAGCUUCUUCAAUUAUUGUUCUUAUCUUCUAUUAUUUCUAUCAUGGUAUCAGAGCCGCUUGCCUAGAGCCGCUUGCCCCACCUUUCUUCCUCCCCGCUUGCCUAGAGCCGCUUGCCCCACCUUUCUUCCUCGUUGUAGCUAUUUUCCUUCCUCUUCUGCUACAGCUUCCUCUUCUGCUACAGCUUCCUCUUCUGCUACAGCUUUCUCCUCUGUUGCAGUUUCCUCCUUUGCUGUAGUAGCAUCACUGCAACAUUGCUGUAGAUUUCUUCUCUAACGUCGCAGCCGUCGUAAUCUGCCUUCGGCCAGCGACCAACGUCGCUGAGAAAAGUGAAGCUUCAUCCUAGAAGAUAAGAUUUUCCUAACUAUAUGAGGAAAUUUCUCUAUUCUGUUGAGGAAAAUCUUCUAUUCUGUUAGGGAAAUCCUCCUUCCUAAUUUGUAUAUUCCUAAUUUGUAUAAAUAGGAGAGGGAACAUGUUAAUAGAUUCAAGCUAAAGCUAUUUCAUUUUUAUAAUAAAGCUUCUUCAAUUAUUGUUCUUA
Molecule: messenger RNA, 2061 nt
Organism: Musa acuminata AAA Group (dessert banana)
Lineage: Eukaryota; Viridiplantae; Streptophyta; Magnoliopsida; Zingiberales; Musaceae
Product: lysM domain receptor-like kinase 3
Exons: 1
Coding region: 29-1402 (457 amino acids)
Biological process (GO): protein phosphorylation
Molecular function (GO): ATP binding; protein kinase activity
Source: RefSeq, a predicted model, not a curated record